Tachysurus fulvidraco (yellow catfish) is the source of this 2105-nucleotide messenger RNA. RefSeq lists its product as uncharacterized. The transcript is spliced from 4 exons. Gene Ontology annotation, molecular function: zinc ion binding. The coding region runs from base 329 to 568 and encodes 79 amino acids. Gene Ontology annotation, biological process: regulation of gene expression; intrinsic apoptotic signaling pathway in response to DNA damage. The record is from RefSeq and is a predicted model, not a curated record. NCBI's taxonomy places the organism in Eukaryota, Metazoa, Chordata, Actinopteri, Siluriformes, Bagridae.
AUAAACUGUGUUCCUGACCAAUCAGAAUCGAGAAGGCACAUUUCACACCUUACUCAAUAUCGCAUCUGAUUUCUGACCGCACGUGCGAACGACAUGUGUCGAAAGAAACCUAACUUCCGAUUCAUCGCGUCGCCCUCAUUUCUUAUCACGCCCCGCUUUUGCAUUGCUCAAUAUUGUUUUUGUUUAAAUGUCAGUUUUUUUUUUUGUGCUCAAAUUGCUUCCUGUACACCAGCACCUCUUGCCACAUCCUUUCAUGCGUUUCAGAGCAUUAGCACAUUUCCUGGGUCUUGUUUCCUCACGUCCCGAGUCUGUCCAUCUCCAUUGAGCCAUGGUGAGCUACUGCCCCAUCUGCGGGAAGCCCGUCUACUUCGGUGAGAAGAAGAGGUCGCUCGGUAGGGAUUAUCACCCACUGUGUUUGAAGUGCCACAGGUGUAAAAGGCAGCUAACGCCUGGUCAACAUGCAGAGCAUGAUGAGAAGCCCUACUGCACUAACUGCUACUUGAGAGAUUUUGGGCCUAGAGGAACCAGAGCACCUGUGCCUCGUGCCCGUAGCACUGCAACCUCCUAAGAGCACACUCAACUCCAGCCAUGUUACCGAAUGCUACCAUCCUAUUUUUAUCUGCUUCUUCAUUUGUUAGAUCAUCUAAUGGUACCUUCAACUCCAACUGCUAGAUCUUCAACUACUAUGAAGUUCUCCAAAUCCAAAUGGGAGAAUUUCAAGUAAUGCUUCUCAAAAUCCAACUGGAGGAUUUCCAACUUCACCUGUUACAUUCCCUCCCUCACCUGCUGUCUCUUCGUCCUUUAUGUCCAUCUCAAUUGGCUACAUCUAAAUAAUCUCCACAUUUAAUCUCAAUCCCCAACAUCUUCAGUUGUCAGAUCUCCACCUAGACCUUCAUGUCCAACUGCUUCAUCUGCUUCAUCUUCUAGAGCUCCAGCAAUAUCUCCAUCUCCAAUUGCUAGACCUCAAACUGCUAAAUCUACUUCUCCAACUGCUUGAUCUCCAACCGCUGGAUCUUCAUCUACAGUUGUGAGUUCUCCCAGAUCUGCUUGAUCUCCAUGUCUACUGGCUCAACCUACUUCAUAUUAUAGAUCUUCAACAGAUAGAUCCUCACUGACAACAGUUUUGUCCAGAAUCCUAUUUUACGCUUUGGCUAGUUCUUCAUCUUCAAAUGAUAGAUGUCCAUCAAACAACUGCCAAACGUAAUCCAAUGUAAUUUGAUGAUUAGAUUUCUAUUAGAUUUCUGGAAGACCUACCACUCAAACGACACUGACUACUUUAUUCCCAAGUAAAUCUUCUAGAUCUCCACACCCGAGGACAAGUUCUCCACCUUCUCCAUCAAAACAAUAGCCAAAGCUCCAUCUGUAAUACCUUCAUCAACAAUAGAUCCACAAGACGUACAAACACAGAUCUUCAUCUUCAGCUACUAGUUCUUCAUUUUCAUCUCUCUGUCACCUGCUUCCUCAAACUUCAGCUCUGGUAGACAGAAGACCAGGUCCAUGAUGACUGCCACAGACUUUGUUCCUCAUCCAACCCCCUACCCUUAUUUUGUAAACCCUCACUCCUCCAAUGUUGGACAGUGUUCAAACAUGUCCACAAGAGAAUAUAUGCAACAUUAAACAAAAUUUGCUUUAAGGGCGUCUGUGCGGCAAAUCCAGUUUUUGGCUUCAGACGCUCCAUCAGAUGGUUUCAGUUUGGCCUACGGAACCUAGGCACACGAUUCGUUAAUCGAUUAUUUCAAAAUACGCUGUGACCUUUCUGUCUGCCAUCAAUGUGUUUUAUCUUCCGUGCAGACCUCUGCACUUCAUUUAGGCAAAUUAUUAAUACAAAGUCAAGCCAAAAAAAAAAAAAAAAAACAUGAGGACAAUGAUGUUUAUUGUGGAUUUUAAAACUUGAGCUAAAGCUGAUGUCCCAAACGGACAAGAUUUUUGUUUACGUGUAUUUUUUUUUUUAAGAAACUGGAAACGAUUACAAUUGUGAAAAAGAAUUUGCCACUCUGUGUGUGUGUGUGUGUGUGUGUGUGUGUGUGUGUGUGUCUGUGUGUCUGUGUGUGUGUGUGUGUGUGUGUUGUUUUGCCAUAUUAAACAUUACUAUUUUAACAUCGAAA